AUGGCAUCCAACACGACUGGCGAAAAGGCCCCGUCGGUGAAGGCCUCGUCUGUCAAGGCUGAGUCGGUUGAGGCUCCUUCGGAAAAGGUUCCCUCAAAGAAAGUCCCCUCGGUCAAGGCUCCCUCGAUCGAGGCGGCUUCGGUCAGGUCCUCAUUGAUCAAAGACGACCCAUUCAAGACCGCCUCCAUCGAGUCUGUGGACACCGAGAGCCUAGACGAAGAUGUCAUGGACAGCGGGCGACGCGCUUGGAUGACCAUGAUCGGCGGUUUCCUUACCGGCGCAGUGACCUUUGGCUAUGCGAACAGCUUCGGUGUGUACCAAGACCUGUAUACGCGCUCGAACACCGCGUCCGCGUCCGCCAUCAGCUGGAUUGGCUCCACGCAGCUGUUUUUUCUCUUCGCGAUGGGACUGCCGGCUGGAAAGUUGCUGGAUAUGGGUCACUUCAGAGUGACGACGGCAGUCGGGUCGUUGAUCUACGUCUUUUCAUUGUUCAUGAUCUCCAUAUGCAACACCGACAAGUACUACCAACUCUACCUGGCUCAAGGGCUGGGCAUGGGCAUCGGUGGCGGCCUGCUGUACGUUCCGUGUAUCGCAGUGCAGUCGCAUCACUGGCGUGCUCGGCGGGCGCUUGCCAUGGGAGUGGUGGCCACAGGCGAGUAG
Molecule: messenger RNA, 660 nt
Organism: Cyclocybe aegerita
Lineage: Eukaryota; Fungi; Basidiomycota; Agaricomycetes; Agaricales; Hemipholiotaceae
Source: the annotation of a GenBank genome assembly